Neogale vison (American mink) is the source of this 2635-nucleotide messenger RNA. RefSeq names its product solute carrier family 66 member 2 (gene SLC66A2). The coding region runs from base 287 to 1048 and encodes 253 amino acids. The record is from RefSeq and is a predicted model, not a curated record. Gene Ontology annotation, biological process: retrograde transport, endosome to Golgi; phospholipid translocation. Lineage: Eukaryota; Metazoa; Chordata; Mammalia; Carnivora; Mustelidae. Gene Ontology annotation, cellular component: trans-Golgi network; endosome. The transcript has 4 exons.
CCCGCCGUGCGCCUGGCGCCUCUGUCCCCCCGCGGGGUCGGCUCGCGCGCGGAGGGCUCGCGGGGCUCCGGUGUCGGCGGGGGUGCCCCGGCCGUGAGCCCCCGCGGCGCCCUGGCUCGGAGUUCUCGGCUCUUCUCUCCCGCCAGGCUCCGAUGGCCGAGGGUCGCCGGGCAGCAGCCGCGAUGUGGGGGUGACCGGCCGCGCGCGAUCCGGGAGCCCGCGAGAGCAGCGGCGCCCCGGGCCAGGUGGACGUCCGUCGGCGGGCAGGGCGACGCAGGUGUUCGGGAUGGAAGCGGAAGGCUUGGACUGGCUUUUGGUCCCCUUGCACCAGCUGGUUUCCUGGGGGGCAGCCGGGGCCAUGGUCUUCGGAGGGGUCGUGCCGUAUAUCCCCCAGUACAGGGACAUCCGGAGGACUCAGAACGCUGAGGGCUUCUCGACCUACGUGUGUCUGGUGCUCCUGGUGGCUAAUAUUUUACGGAUCCUCUUCUGGUUUGGAAGGCACUUUGAGUCGCCGCUUCUCUGGCAGAGCGUAGUCAUGAUCUUGACCAUGUUACUGAUGUUGAAGCUCUGCACCGAAGUCCGCGUCACAAAUGAGCUGAACGUAAAACGCCGUUUCUUUGCAGACUUUGACCCUCACCACUUCUGGCACUGGAGCAGCUUUGGGGACUACGUGCAGUGUGUCCUGGCCUUCACGGGAGUGGCGGGCUACGUCACAUACCUGUCCAUGGACUCGGCCCUGUUUGUGGAGACCCUGGGCUUCCUGGCCGUGCUGACCGAGGCCAUGCUGGGGGUCCCGCAGCUGUACCGCAACUACCGCCACCAGUCCACCGAGGGCAUGAGCAUCAAGAUGGUGCUCAUGUGGGCCAGCGGCGACACCUUCAAGACGGCCUACUUCCUGCUCAACGGCGCUCCCCUGCAGUUCUCCGUGUGCGGCCUGCUGCAGGUGCUGGUGGACCUGGCUAUCCUGGGACAGGCCUACGCCUUCGCCCGCCACCCCCAGAAGCCAGCCCCCCACGUGGCACACCCCGCCAGCGCCAAGGCCCUCUGAGGUGGCAGGGGGGACAUGGACGCGUGGCCUCCGCCAUGGGCACUGGCCCAGGCGCCUGUCGUCCCUGCGUGGCCAAGGGGAUGUCCGGGCCAUUGGGAUCUCGAUCAGCUCUGUGGGUCUCGGGUGGGCUGCCAGGGGCCUGGGGGCCAACGUCCGUGGUCCACCCCGAGGACGAGUGUGAGUGGGCACGAGACCCCAGGGCUGGGCUGACGCUGUUUUCCAGGUGAUGGAGAAGCAAGUGUUCUCUUCCUUCCUCUCAGAAAACACCUGUCUGGGACUUGGAAUGUGCUCACAGACCCAGGAAAUGGCAGGACUGCUGCAGGACAGGGCGCCAGGAAGCCCCUCUGGGUCUCGGGCCUGCCGGGAGUCCCCGGGGCCUGCAGCCGGGUUCUCGGCAACCCUCGGCCUGGGCGGGUUGGGGAGCAGGAGUGAGCAGCGGCACCGGGAGAACCACGCACCCGGCGCACAGAGCCUCGUCUCAGAACGGCCCAAACGUGGACAUCCUGGAGACGGCACGCGCGCGAGGGUGACUCAGAGCAGGGCCCGGGCACAGAGAGUGGGCCUGGGGUUUGUACACAGCUGACGCUUGUGGGAAGGAAGCCGUGGGGACACACGUUACAAGUGCUUUUGGUGACCUGCCGGAGUUGGCCCUGUGAGGUCGUCUUCACUGCGGCCGCGUCACGGGACUCGGGACGUGGCCCUCAGCUUGGCAGUGCGGCCCCGAGUAUUCCGUGUGCCCACACACCUCAUUUCUGCACUGGCCACCUCCUGGGAGAUGCCCGUGUGGAUGCCGCUGGCAGCGAGGGGGCGAGCCUGUGUCCGUGCUGGCUGCACGCCGCCAGAGUGAGCUCAGGGGUGUUGGCACCAGAGCCUGGAGUUCCCCGUGAGUGCUGGGGGUAUGUGGGGGGCACAAGUGGCCCGUGUGUGCCCCCAGGAAAGCUGGGGGCCCGGGACCAGGUCUGUAGGGACAUACCCUCCGCCGAGGACAGGCGUACUUACUGGUGUUCCCUCUGGGUUCUGGGAAUCACACGCGCCUGCAGCCUGCCGCCCUGGACGUCCGUGUUCCAGGACGGGGAUGGCCUGCGAGUCAGGCGAGGGCACGUGUAACGCAGGUGUCCCCACGCUCCUCGGGCGUGGGGUGACGUGCCAGGGCGGGCGUCCCUGGCCACGUGCUUUUCCCCCCUCAGUUUUACAGGAGCAUCUCUGCUGUGCCCAGCAGCCCUAGGCGAGCUCCCAGGCCCCGGUGCCUGAGUGUCCCAGCAGCCGUGGGGCUUCCCCUCUGCAGGGCGGAGGGCGGCCCUAGGGCGGGUGUGCGGGGGCAGCGCCGCUGUCCUGCUGUUCCAGCUGCUGCCUUCUCCUGAGCUUUGCUCACAAAUGCCUGAAUGUUUGAGUGAGGGUCCUGCUUAGUCACUUGGGCUGUAAGAUGCUUUGAAAAUGUUUAUUUUUAAACACAGGGGGUGUCAGCAGCCGUAAUUGCUCCAGAUUGAAGUGUCUCCCUCUGACCGCGGCCGUGCGGCAUGUGCCCAGCGAGGGGAGCACUUGGGGUUUCCGCGCUCUGACUUUAACCCAAUAAACCGCUUGCGGAUC